Messenger RNA from Plodia interpunctella (Indianmeal moth), 1852 nucleotides. RefSeq names its product Bardet-Biedl syndrome 8 (gene BBS8). Gene Ontology annotation, biological process: non-motile cilium assembly. Gene Ontology annotation, cellular component: ciliary basal body; BBSome; non-motile cilium. Gene Ontology annotation, molecular function: protein binding. Bases 120 to 1259 code for a protein of 379 amino acids. Lineage: Eukaryota; Metazoa; Arthropoda; Insecta; Lepidoptera; Pyralidae. The record is from RefSeq and is a predicted model, not a curated record. The transcript is spliced from 5 exons.
GAGUACGCUCAAUGCUUACUGCCACAACAACAAACAGGUUACAAUGGCAACGGGAAACAAACAUUGGUAUUGGAGCAGAAGGUGAAUUUUGGUAACUUAAAUCACGUGACUCUAUAAAAAUGGAUCUAAAAUACAGAAUUUUAAAUCUCUACACCACAAAAAAUUAUGACGAAUGUCUUAAAAUGUGCGCUGUAGCACUCCGAGGAAAUAGCGAUCGGAUGAUUGAAUUUAUACAAAUGCGUGCAAUGACUGUUCAAGCCAAAGUGGCAAGUAAUGGAUAUGAAGAGGUUGAAUAUAUGCCUCAACAAGAUGAACUGAUGACCACAGCAGUGAAUAAGACACCAAGGGUGGGCACCUCUCUGCAAAGAGAUGUGAAAACGGCUCAGCAAUUAAAUAAAAGGGCUACAUCUACAGCUACGUUGCGAUCCCGGGGUGUUAGUACUACUCAUACAAGAGCCCGCUCGGCUUUACACACUGCAUCGAGAGUUUCUAGAGCAGCCACUGCGUUAGCUAGUGGAGCUUUGUUAGCGACUGGUGUCCCACUCUCUCUCAGAUUUAUGAAGAAAGAAGAUAAUCUUUUUUUAUCUGCUUCAAAAACUCUUUUUGAAUAUGUAUAUUACUGUGAAGGUGAUGUCAGAAAGGCGAUGGAUGUGGCUUUUCAAGCAAAAAAGGCAGAUCAAGGCACGGAUUGGUGGUGGGAUUUUUCACUAGCCCGAUGUUAUUCAGCACUUGGAAUGUACCGAAAUUCGGAGGAAUGUUUACGGCAAGCUCUGAAACAAACUAAACAUAUUUCGAUAUACCUUCGUCUAGUUGCAAUGUAUGUAGGACUUAAUCAACCAUUGUCAGCACUAGAAGUUUGUAAACAAGGACUUUCUGUUUUUCAUGAAUAUACACCGCUAAUCUUGGAACAAGCAAGAAUCCAUGAUCAAAUGGGUAACACCACCAUUGCCGUAAAAGAGUAUAGGAUGGUAGCAAUAGAAGAUCCGACAAAUAUGGAAGCUAUUGCUAGUAUAGCUAUGUAUAACUUUUACAAUGACCAGCCAGAGAUUGCUUUACGCUAUUACAGGAGGUUAUUGGCCACAACAACACCUGGAGCAGAGAUUUUCAACAACCUCGGUCUAUGUUGCUUAUAUUGCAAUCAGUGGGAUUUAAUAUUGCCAUGUUUUAGGCAGGCCCUUUACUAUUCUACGAACGCUGAAACACGCUCUGACAUUUGGUUCAACAUUUUUCAUAUUGCACUGUUCCAUGUCCGGUGUUAAGAACAUUACUACGACGACAACGCCAAAGAAAAAAAUAGAAGACAAGACUUCUCUCUGGUCUCGCGUUCAACCGACGCGACAUGGGCUUGCGCGCUCAAUAAUUGUUUUCCCAAUAAAUAAGUAAAAUUCAUGUAUAACUCCGAGACUUUACAAUAAACCAAGUCUUCACCAUCUCAAUCUUCUCUUAAAUAAUUCAUCCACUCGAACGUCCCGUGUCCAGUCCCGAACAUCGGUCAGUUCUUGAAUAUCUUUAUACCACUCUAAAAUUUACUUAGGGGCUAAAGCUUACUCUGGGCUCAAUUUGUGUGUUCUAUCGUCCAUAUACCUAUUUAUUUAUUUACUUAAAUUUUAGGGAAGAAAAAUUUAAAAUUUGAAAAGUUUUUCACUGUAAUUUUGUUUUUAUUGUUUCCAGUUAGAUAAAACCGCUUAUAAAUAAUUCUUCUAUUUAUUUUUAGUCAACAGGUGAUAUCGCGCUAGCUCGUCGUUGUUUAAAGGUGAGUCUGGCUACAAAUUCAGAACAUGAUGCGUCAAGGAAUGCGCUUCGAGCUCUAAAUGCACGUGUACGCAUUAGGAAACCAGUGAAGGAAACCACU